UAAACCCAAAUUUCAUUUCUGAAUCUCACUUCUCCUUUCUUCUUCCUCUCAAAACCCUAAACCUCACUCCACUUCACUUCUACUCUCACCUUUAAACUAGGGUUUUAGCAGUGCACCAACUGCUACUCCCAUAAUGUAUCUCUACAGUCUCACUCUCCAAAAACCCACCGGCAUACUCUGCGCCAUCAACGGCAGCUUUUCCGGUGGCAAAGUACAAGAAAUCGCCGUCGCCCGGGGAAAAGUCCUCGACCUCCUACGCCCCGACGAUAACGGUAAGCUCCAAACCUUAUUAUCCGUCGAAAUCUUCGGCGCUAUACGCUCCUUAGCUCAAUUUCGAUUAACCGGUGCACAAAAAGAUUAUAUUGUAGUCGGGUCGGAUUCGGGUCGGAUAGUGAUAUUAGAGUAUAAUAAAGAGAAGAAUGUUUUUGAUAAAAUUCAUCAGGAGACUUUUGGGAAAUCGGGUUGUAGACGGAUAGUUCCGGGUCAGUAUUUGGGUAUUGACCCGAAAGGUAGGGCUGUUAUGAUUGGUGCUUGUGAGAAACAGAAGCUUGUGUAUGUUUUGAAUAGGGAUACUGCUGCUAGGUUAACUAUUUCAUCGCCUUUAGAAGCUCAUAAGAGCCACACAAUUACGUUCUCGAUUUGUGGGGUUGAUUGUGGAUUUGAUAACCCGAUAUUUGCUGCGAUCGAGUUGGAUUACGCGGAGGCAGAUCAGGAUCCUACUGGCCAGGCCGCAAAUGAGGCUCAGAAGCAUUUGACAUUUUAUGAAUUAGAUUUAGGGCUUAAUCACGUGUCAAGGAAGUGGAGUGAACAGGUUGAUAAUGGUGCUAAUUUGCUCGUGACCGUACCUGGUGGUGGGGAUGGUCCGAGUGGUGUGCUUGUUUGCGCGGAGAAUUUUGUGAUAUAUAAGAAUCAGGGACACCCUGAUGUUAGGGCUGUUAUUCCCAGAAGGGUGGAUUUGCCAGCGGAACGUGGGGUUUUGAUUGUUUCAGCUGCUAUGCAUAAGCAGAAGUCAAUGUUUUUCUUUCUUUUGCAAACUGAAUAUGGAGAUAUCUUUAAGGUGACAUUGGAUCACGACAAUGACAGGGUUAAGGAGUUAAAGAUCAAGUAUUUUGAUACAAUUCCAGUCAGUUCUUCGCUGUGUGUCUUGAAGUCAGGGUUCCUCUUUGCUGCGUCAGAGUUUGGGAAUCAUGCAUUGUAUCAGUUUCAGGCGAUAGGAGAUGAUCCUGAUGUCGAAGCUUCAUCAUCGACGUUAAUGGAAACUGAAGAAGGUUUUCAGCCUGUAUUUUUCCAGCCAAGAAAGCUAAAAAAUCUUGUUAGGAUCGAUCAGAUUGAGAGUUUGAUGCCAAUCAUGGACAUGAAAAUAGUAAAUCUUUUUGAGGAAGAAACUCCACAAAUAUUUUCACUUUGUGGGAGGGGUCCCCGGUCUUCGUUGCGCAUACUUAGGCCAGGUUUAGCUGUUAGUGAAAUGGCUGUGUCACAGCUUCCUGGUGUUCCUAGUGCUGUCUGGACUGUGAAAAAGAAUGUCAAUGAUGAGUUUGAUGCGUACAUUGUUGUAUCUUUUGCGAAUGCAACUCUCGUGCUUUCUAUUGGUGAGACAGUUGAAGAAGUUAGUGACAGUGGGUUUCUUGAUACUACUCCAUCUCUUGCUGUUUCAUUGAUUGGUGAUGAUUCAUUGAUGCAAGUUCAUCCCAGUGGAAUAAGGCAUAUCAGAGAAGAUGGCCGUAUUAAUGAAUGGAGAACUCCUGGAAAGAGAACUAUUGUCAAGGUCGGAUCUAAUAGGCUUCAAGUGGUAAUUGCACUAAGUGGAGGGGAGCUUAUAUAUUUUGAAGUGGAUAUGACUGGCCAGCUGAUGGAAGUCGAGAAGCAUGAGAUGUCAGGUGAUGUAGCUUGUCUGGACAUUGCCCCUGUUCCUGAGGGAAGACAAAGGUCCCGUUUCCUUGCAGUUGGAUCAUAUGAUAACACUAUUCGUAUCUUGUCAUUGGAUCCUGAUGACUGUAUGCAGGUU
This is a messenger RNA of Nicotiana tabacum (common tobacco), 2005 nucleotides long. The record is from RefSeq and is a predicted model, not a curated record. Lineage: Eukaryota; Viridiplantae; Streptophyta; Magnoliopsida; Solanales; Solanaceae.